UUUUUUUUUUUUCGAAAAAUUACUCGUUCCUGCUAUAAGACCAUUUAUAAACUUAUCUGACAUCUGUUAUUCGGCCUUCCUAUUUGACUUUUUGUAUGACAGUUUCGUGACAGUAUCAGUUGUUACAUUUGAAUAUACAUAUACAUACAUACAUAGAUGCAUACAAUUUACGAAACUAAUAAGGUUAUUAUGAUUUACACUUUUCAUAAUAUACCCGAAUAUGACUAUAUAAGGAACGCAUCGUUUUAUUUCUGCACAAUAGAUACAUCGUGAGUGAUACGAAACGUUGCGUUCAAAUAAAACCAAAUUCGCGAAUAGAAUAAUAUACAAUAUUGAAUUUCUCUUGAAUUGAAUACAAAUUUGACUAAUACAAUGAAGGGGUGGUUUAUAUUUGCCGCAUUACUGGUCGUGGUAACCGGUAAAAACUUAAAUUGCAAUCCAACAUCGUGGAAAAAUUUAUUGCUCUAUCAAAUUUAUCCGAGAAGUUUUAAGGACAGCAACGGAGAUGGUAUAGGUGAUAUCCAAGGUAUAAUCAGUAAACUGGAUCACUUUAAGGAUUUAAAAGUCGAUGCUAUAUGGUUAUCUCCAUUCUAUACAAGUCCAAUGCUCGAUAUGGGUUACGAUAUUAGUAAUUUCACCGAAGUAGAUCCAACCUUUGGUACGUUGAAAGAUUUUCAAGAAUUGGCUAAACUUACUCACGAGAAGGGUAUGAAAUUAUUCGUGGAUUUCGUUCCUAAUCAUACAUCGGACAAACACAAAUGGUUCGAAUGGAGUAUACAAAAAAUCGAUCCCUAUACAAACUAUUACGUUUGGAGAAAAGGACGAACUCUUCCUAACGGUACAAUUACGUAUCCGAAUAACUGGAUGAGUAUUUACGAUAAUCCAGGAUGGAUUUGGAAUGAAGAUAGACAGGAAUAUUAUUAUCAUCAAUUCUCGACAUUCCAAGUUGAAUUAAAUUACAACAGCACAGAACUUAGAAAAGAGAUGAUGAACGUAAUGAAGUUUUGGUUAGAUCUUGGCGUAGAUGGAUUUAGAUUGGACGCUGCACCAUAUUAUUACGAGAAUCAACAAUUUUUGGACGAACCAUUGGUCGGUACUACUUAUAAUCCUAAUGCAUAUAAUUCAACGAAAAAAAUUUACACGAGAGAUCAACCGGAAAGCUACGAAUUAAUUCAAAGUUGGCGUGACUUUUUGGACGUAUAUUCCGCCAAAGUGAAUUGUCCAAAGAUUUUAAUUGUCGAAGCAUACGCCAGUUUGGAUAAUACUAUGAAAUAUUACAAACACGGUGCUUUAUUUCCUUUUAAUUUUAAUUUUAUCGACAAAUUAAAUAAAGAUUCAACUGCAUCGGACGUUGCGAAAUACGUGGAAGAAUGGAUAUCGAGUAUGCCAGAUGGAAGCGUUGCCAAUUGGGUGAGCGGAAAUCACGACAAUCGUAGAUUAGUGUCGCGUUUUGGAAACAAUAAACGAGCACGCAUAAUCAUGGCCAUGAUAUUCUGUCUUCCUGGUGUUUCCGUGGUAUACAAUGGUGACGAAAUUGGUAUGGAAGAUACCAUACUUUCUUGGGAAGAAACAAAAGAUAGCGAAGCCUGUAAGAUUGGCAAAGAUAAUUACCUUUCCAUAAGCCGAGAUUAUGGUAGGACACCAUUCCAAUGGGACAACAGUACUGCUGCUGGAUUUUCUACGAAUUCCGACACUUGGUUACCCGUUAACAGUGAUUACUUGACAUUAAAUUUGGCCAAUGAAAAAGUAUCGAAAAAGUCAUUCUAUACGAUGGUAGUGACUCUUUCGAACUUCAAGAAAAAUUUAUCUACGGAAAAGGACGGAUUUAAUUUAAAAGUACCAAACAAAAAUGUUUUAGCAUUUACAAGAAAAACGAUAAAUGACGAGUCUGUUUACGUGGUAGCAAAUUUCGGAGAUCAAGAGGAACAAGUUGAUUUGAACAUAUUUGAUAACGUGCCAAAGAAACUUAAACUUUAUUACGCUACUGAAAUUGACGGCGUACCUAUUGGUACCACCGUUGAACAAAACGACAACCUAAAAGUUCCUUCACAAACGGCAUUAAUUCUUACCAGCGAAUUUUAAUUAAGAUAUUAUUUACUGAAUGAAAUAAUAUUUUAUAAAAGUAAGAAUAAUCUUAAUUAGUAGAAAAUUGUGACCAUGAUCAAACGAUUGUUAUUUCUGUAAACGAAGUGAAACGAUGAUUGAUUUGAUUAGUUAGACAAAAAUAAUUCGAUUGAAAUUUCUGAAAAGAUUCUCUCAUUCGAAAUAUAAAUAAUAUUAAUUUUAGGAUAAAUAAAAUGAUAAAUACACUAAAUAUUUAAAUCACGUAAUAGAUGGUUUUUUUUUGUUUUUUGAAUCUCAAAGAAAACCUCAUCCGUUUCUUUUGAAUACUUCCUAAGUCAGUUUCAUUAACCUUUAACUUUCAUUCACAAAUGUAUAAACCUAUCGUUAAAUCGAGAUUAAUGAUGAAUCAAAGCAUUUUGAAUUAGCGAAUCGAUGAAACUACAAGCACGUCGAUCUCGUUGCCAAUUACAAUUGGCUAGGAAAUUCCAAAAGGGUUCUUCCAUCGUGUCAUGUCAUUCUGACACCUAGACGGAAACAUAAUUAUCCUUGUUCGUUCGUUUCAAUUAAGCCUGACAACUUUCUACCUUUUAUACACCUAAGUUUUAAAUCCGAU
Molecule: messenger RNA, 2677 nt
Organism: Polistes canadensis
Lineage: Eukaryota; Metazoa; Arthropoda; Insecta; Hymenoptera; Vespidae
Gene: Hbg3
Product: alpha-glucosidase-like
Exons: 8
Coding region: 373-2082 (569 amino acids)
Biological process (GO): carbohydrate metabolic process
Source: RefSeq, a predicted model, not a curated record